AUGGGAAUACAUCAGCUGACUAAGGUUAUUGGUGAUCAUGCGCCAAAGGCCAUAAAAAAUGGGGAAAUUAAGUCCUAUUUCGGUAGGAAAGUGGCCAUCGAUGCCUCACUCUGCCUAUACCAGUUCCUGGUUGCUGUCCGCAGUGAAGGCAGCAAUUUAGCAAACGAAGCUGGUGAAUCCACAAGUCAUCUUAUGGGAAUGUUUUAUCGGACAAUCCGUAUGCUUGAAGGUGGUCUCAAGCCGGUUUACGUCUUUGAGGGCAAACCGCCGUGUCUCAAGUCUGGAGAACUGGCGAAACGCACAGAGCGUCGAGAAGAGAAUGCCAAGGAGUUGGGCAAGGCAAAGGAGAUCGGUGACACAGAAGCGAUCGAAAAAUACUCCAGGCGAUUGGUCAAAAUCACUCCUCAGCACAGUGAGGAUUGUAAAACACUUCUUCGGCUCAUGGGCAUUCCUUUUGUCGAAGCACCAGGUGAAGCAGAGGCUCAGUGCGCGGCAUUGGCAAAGUCUGGGAAAGUCUACGCGGUCGGUACCGAAGAUAUGGAUGCUCUGGCCUUCGGUGCACCGGUUCUGCUUCGUCACCUCACUUUUAGCGAGGCUCGCAAAAUGCCAAUCCAAGAGUUCAACCUUCGAAAAAUUCUAACUUCAAUGGAUCUAACAAUGAACCAGUUCGUGGAUCUUUGUGUCAUGCUUGGUUGCGACUAUUGCGGAAGCAUCAAAGGUAUUGGACCAAAGAAAUCCGUGGAGCUGAUUCAGCGCUAUAAGUCUCUUGAUUCCGUCCUGGAACACCUAGACACGAAAAAGUACCAGCCCCCGGAGGGGUGGGUCUACAAGGAGGCUGUUCGUCUCUUUGUUGAACCGGAUGUCAUAGAUCCCACAGGAAUUGAGCUGAAAUGGACAGAACCUAAUGAGGAUGGUAUUGUGGAGUUCAUGUGCGCCAAAAACGGUUUCAAUGAAGAGAGAAUAAGGAAUGGCGUGAAAAAGAUACAAAAAUCGCGAACUGUUUCAACGCAAGGCAGAAUAGACAAUUUCUUCCUGAUUAAACCUGUGGCACCCUCGGAUAAGAAAACACAGGCAAGCAGCGACAAGAGACCGUCAACCACGUCGGCGAAGAAGCCCAAUCCGAAGAAACGCAAGUGA
This is a messenger RNA of Echinococcus granulosus, 1137 nucleotides long. Its product is annotated as Flap endonuclease 1-A. Gene Ontology annotation, molecular function: 5'-flap endonuclease activity; RNA-DNA hybrid ribonuclease activity; 5'-3' exonuclease activity. The record is from RefSeq and is a predicted model, not a curated record. Gene Ontology annotation, cellular component: nucleus. The transcript is spliced from 7 exons. Bases 1 to 1137 code for a protein of 378 amino acids. NCBI's taxonomy places the organism in Eukaryota, Metazoa, Platyhelminthes, Cestoda, Cyclophyllidea, Taeniidae.